Aegilops tauschii subsp. strangulata is the source of this 1233-nucleotide messenger RNA. Lineage: Eukaryota; Viridiplantae; Streptophyta; Magnoliopsida; Poales; Poaceae. The record is from RefSeq and is a predicted model, not a curated record.
AUGACCGCAAGCUCCCUGCCUCCGGCCAUGUCGCCGUCGUGGACAGCGCAUGACCUGGGCCAAAUCGAGCACACAAGUGUGCUCGUGGUGGUCCGUAGACGCCACCUAGCUGCUUCGCUUGCUCGAAUUCGAGCCGCAGCACCACACCCGCGCACAUCCGAGCUCCGGCCCCCGCUCUCCUUGUCGCCGCCGUUGCCACCAACCACCUCCGGCCAACCCGCCGCCCGCGCCUUGCCUCCCUCCCAUGUGCCUGCUGCUGCUACUGCCUCGCGCCAGGCCCAGUCCCCCUUCCACUGCCGACGACGUCUGCGUGCGCGCCUUGCCGCGCCCGCCGGAGACCGCCCUUGCCCGCACGCCUCCUCGCCCACGCUCACCCCCUACGCAUGUGGCCGCGCCCCCAGUCGCCCCGCCUCAGCCGGCGGCGCCCACCUCCGCCCGGGCCUGCUCGCGCCCCCUGUGCCGAGCCUUCCCACGGCCAACACCAUGGCCGCCGGCGUCGUACUCUACGAAAAGCCUAGCCUCCUCCUUCCUCCAGCCGCCGGACCCGUCCACCUGGCGCCGGACACGUCCGCGCCGCCGCCCGCAGCCACUCCGAGCCCGCCGCGUUUCCCCGUCACCCUCCACCACGCCUCCUCGCCGCCGCGGACCACGGGGCCCAUCGCCGGCCCGCCCCCGGGCCGAAUCGGGCCCAAGCGCCGCCUGCGCCGUGCCCUGCGUCUCCAGCGCCACCGCCAGCCGAACCCUGCUGCCGAUCCGCCCGUCGCCGCACUGCGCUGCCGUCGCCGGCCACCCCGACCUCGACGCACGCCACCCAGCGCCACCGUCGCCUGCUCCGCUGCCCAUUCCGCUGUCGCGUACCGCGACCACCGCCAGCUGUCGCACCAACCGCUCGCCUCCACCUCGCCGCUGCUAGCGCCGCUCGCCAGGAUCCGCCCCGCGCCGCUCGCCGGAAUCCGCCCCGCGCCGCCGCGCCAAGGCCUCCCAUCGCCUAGAUCCGGCCGGAUCUCGCCCCGUCGGCCCCGGAUCCGGCCGUCCCGACCCCGCUGGCGCCUCGUCUCCUCACCCCCGCUGCUGGAGCGAGCUCCCCCGCCGUCCGCCGACUCGCCGGAGCUCGGAGCUCGUCGGCGUCGACCUCCACACGGCCGGGUCAACCGACCCCGACCCAAUCCGCGCUCGGACCCGCUCCACUCCACCUCGCCCGACCCGCUCCGCGUUGACUUUCGUGAGGUCUAA